AUGUCUCCUUCACUCGUAGGUCCUGGCACGGCCGAAGUGCAGAACCUCUCACCGACAACCACGAACGAAUUCAUGAACCCCAACGCGACCAAGAUCCCCAGAGAAUCCAUCCUUGCUUUGUUUCCCACCGAGCAAGUAUGGAGGAACGUGUCGACAUCCGCUCGAGAGAGUUCUUGCUUCCACCGCAAAAGCAUCAUCGCCCAAGUCCUGCACCUCAGCUGCCUCAAGAACUGCGUCGUGCCGGAACUACUCCAUCGAGGCAGCCUGCUCGUGCAAGGUGCAUUCCCCUUCUCGGCCAUGUCUCAGGACAUCGUUGAGAACCAACACGCAUGGAUUGCUUGGGCCGUCUCACUCGACGAGACCAUCGCCAAUGUCCUCAAACAGAUCACCUGGCUGGACCUCCUCGAGGAAGAAUACGUGUCCGUCGACCCGUUGUGGAUGAAUUUCUGGCGUCUGCACCAAGAACAUGAGCAAUCGAAUUCUUCCCAUCCUCCCAGCGCCUGCACCGACACCGAACAAACGACGCCACCCUCCACCACCCUGCUUGAACUGGAAGAAAUUUACGCGGCAUUGGCCCGGCAUAACCGACGUAGACUGUUUUUGCAGAUGAAGAUUAUGCAGGGCAGGGGCUGGGUCGCGCGGCUGUUCGAGCAAGUGCCUCCUUGGAUCCAUUGGGAAGAGGUCGUCCGGGACAUAUUGAGUGCUGGAAUGAGAGAGCAGUUUCACCACCCUGGAUUGACAAGAGAGCAGGAAACCGGGUUUGUCGAGGAAAUCGAGGAGGAAGAGGAGGAGGAAGAGGAAGAGGGAGAAUUUGAGUUGUGA
This is a messenger RNA of Fonsecaea nubica, 822 nucleotides long. RefSeq lists its product as hypothetical. Lineage: Eukaryota; Fungi; Ascomycota; Eurotiomycetes; Chaetothyriales; Herpotrichiellaceae. The coding region runs from base 1 to 822 and encodes 273 amino acids. The record is from RefSeq and is a predicted model, not a curated record. The transcript has a single exon.